Messenger RNA from Drosophila virilis, 3911 nucleotides. It is a transcript of the gene stc, whose product is annotated as nuclear transcription factor, X-box binding stc. Gene Ontology annotation, cellular component: nucleus. NCBI's taxonomy places the organism in Eukaryota, Metazoa, Arthropoda, Insecta, Diptera, Drosophilidae. Gene Ontology annotation, biological process: negative regulation of transcription by RNA polymerase II. The record is from RefSeq and is a predicted model, not a curated record. Gene Ontology annotation, molecular function: DNA-binding transcription factor activity, RNA polymerase II-specific; RNA polymerase II transcription regulatory region sequence-specific DNA binding; zinc ion binding.
ACACACACGCACACACGCCACAUAUCUAGUUGUCACAUUUGCACACACGCGCAUACCAGUGUGUCUUUAGUUGUUGUUUUUUUUUUUCCAAUUUCGAGCGAAGCAAUUUAACAAAAUUCGUGCGCAGCAACAAGGAACACACAAAAACUCGGAUCCACUUUUCGCCAGCGUGGGCAAAGCGAAAAAAGAGGAGCGAAAAAAAGCACGCUGCCAAGCGUACGCCAUGGCCGAGUAUUGGCAGCAACAGCAACAGCAGCAGCAGCAGCAGCUGGUAACGAACGGUGCUGACGCAGCGCCUGCUGCAGACGGCUCAGCCACAGCGAAUGGGCACAACAACAACAAUAACUAUGUGAAUUUCAAUCAAUUUAUCACACAACACAACCUGGCCAGCUCCAGUCUGGGCUACAGCAUUGGCGGUGGCGGCGGCGCCUUUGGCCUGACGCCCAGCGUUAGCGCCAGCAGCAAUUUUGUCGGUGGCGGCGGCGGCGGCGGCGACAAUUUGUAUGCGCCAACGUUUUAUGCCUCUCAAAAUGGCGAUGGCGCCGCAAGUGGCAACAGUUAUAAUGCAGCCGGAGCCGCAGCCGCUGCUUAUCCCAAUCUUUAUACACCCUUUGGAAAUAAUCCGUUUGCUGCCGCUGGCGUUGGCUACGAUUUCAGCACUUCCAAGCUGCAGGCCACAGCGCCCGAAUUUGUGCCCAAUUUUGCCAAACUCAGUCUGACGUCGCCGUCAGCGUCGGCGUCUAGCAAAAAUCAUAACAACAACAACAACACUGCCACACAGCCAAAUGCAGCAGCAGCAGGCAGCAAUUCAUCACAGCACUCGCAGCCGCAGCCGCAGCUGCUGUCACAAAGAGCCGACCAGAGGCAGCCGAAGCCGCAUGGCAGCGGCAACAAUAGUCGCCAACAGCGACGCAACGACUACCGCGAGGAUCGCAAUGAGGAGCGCUAUGAGCGCGGCAAGAAACCGCAGAAGCAACAGCGCUACGACAAUCAUCGCAGCAAUAAGCGACGCGACGAUUGGAAUCGCAAUCGGGAUCGCAUCAAUGGCUAUCCACGCGCCACCGAGGAGCUGGACACAAGCAACAGCAAUGACAGCGCACAGCCCUCGCCAGAGAAGCAGCCGUCGCAACAGCAGCUGCACCAGCAGCAACAAAUCUCACCGAGACGUGCGCCCGAUCAUGAAAAGCUGUCGCAGCGUGAAAAGCUAAUGCGCGACAUUGAGCAGCGGCGUCUGGAGUGCCUGGUCUGUGUGGAGUUGAUUAAGGCGCAUCAUGGCACCUGGUCGUGCCAGAAUUGUUAUCAUGUGCUGCACCUCAAGUGCACCAUCACCUGGGCCAGCAGCUCGAAAUCCGCCGAGGGCUGGCGUUGCCCCGCCUGCCAGAAUGUGCUGGAGGAGCUGCCGCGCGAAUAUCUGUGCUUCUGUGGCAAACUCAAGAAUCCACCGUUGACGCGCACCGAACUAGCCCACAGCUGCGGUGAGCUGUGCUGCCGUGUCGAGGGCUGCAGCCAUGCGUGCACGCUGCUCUGCCAUCCCGGUCCGUGUCCGCCAUGCCAGGCGAAUGUCAGUCGCAGCUGCGGCUGCGGACGCACCUCCAAGCUGAUGCAGUGCGCCAUGAAGCAGCCGCUGCAGUGUGAGGCCAUUUGCGACAAGCUGCUCAACUGCGGCGAGCAUCGUUGCCAGCAGCCGUGCCAUGCGGGCAAGUGUGAGGCGUGCGCGGAGCAAGUGCAGCAGCAUUGCCAUUGCGGCAAGCAGCAGCGCGAGGUGCAGUGCACCCGCGAGAGCCAGGAUAAGCGCAGCUAUUCGUGCAAAGAGUGCUGCAGCAAGCCGCUGCCCUGCGGCAAUCAUAAAUGCAAGGAUUCAUGCCACGCCGGCGCUUGUCGUCCCUGCAAGCUGAGUCCCACACAAAUCACCAGCUGCCCAUGCGGCAAACUGCCGGUGCCGGCAACGCAGCGCGCCAGUUGCCUGGAUCCGGUGCCCACCUGCGAGGGCGUCUGCGGCAAAACGCUGCGGUGCGGCAAACCCGCGCAUCCGCAUCAAUGCGCCAGCAAAUGCCACCUGGGCCAGUGCCCGCCGUGCCCCAAGCAAACGGCGGUCAAGUGCCGUUGCGGCCACAUGGAUCAGAUGAUCAAAUGCCGCCAAUUGUCUACCCGUGCGGACGAUGCGCGCUGCAAGCGACGCUGCACCAAGAAGCGCAGCUGUGGCAAGCACAAGUGCAAUGCCGAGUGCUGCAUCGAUAUCGAUCACGCCUGCCCGUUGCCCUGCAAUCGCACGCUCAGCUGUGGCCGGCAUAAAUGCGAUCAGCCCUGUCAUCGUGGCAAUUGCCCGCCCUGCUAUCGCAGCAGCUUCGAGGAGCUGUACUGUGAGUGCGGCGCCGAGGUCAUCUAUCCGCCGGUGCCAUGCGGCACCAAGAAGCCCAUCUGCAAGCGACCCUGUUCGCGGACGCACGGCUGCGAGCAUCCACCACAGCAUAAUUGCCAUGCGGCGGCUAGCUGCCCGCCCUGCAUGAUGUUCACCACCAAGUGGUGUCAUGGCAAUCACGAACAGCGCAAGACCAUACCCUGCUCCCAGGCCAGCUUUAGUUGUGGCCUAGCCUGCGGCAAGCCGCUCGCCUGCGGUCGCCACAAAUGCAUACGGCCCUGUCAUGAGGGCGAAUGCCAGCAGCCGGGCGAGCUGUGCCGCCAGAGCUGCACCAAGCCGCGUCUAUUGUGCGGCCACAAGUGCGCGGCCAUAUGCCAUGAGGGCGUCUGUCCUGAAACGCCCUGCAAGGAGCUGGUCGAGGUGCAGUGCGAGUGCGGCAAUCGUAAGCAAAGCCGCAGCUGCCAGGAGCUGGCACGGGAGCACAGUCGCAUUGCCACCGCACAGCUGGCCUCCUCCAUGGCGGAAAUGUCGCGCGGCAACUACAUGGAACUCAGCGAGAUACUGGCGCCCAACAAGAACAAUAAAUCCAACAAAACCUUGAACUGCAAUGAUGAGUGCCGUCUGUUGGAGCGUAAUCGUCGCUUGGCUAUUGGCUUGCAGUCGCGUAAUCCGGAGACGCAGCUCAAGUCGCUGACAAAGUACUCGGAAUUCUUGCGCGGCUUUGCCAAACGCAAUCCGGCGCUGACAAAGAGCGUCUAUGAAACCCUCACCGAUCUGGUCAAGCUGGCCAAGGAGAGCAAACAAAAGUCGAGAAGUCACUCGUUUCCCACCAUGAAUCGUGAGAAGCGUCAAUUGGUGCAUGAGCUAUGCGAAGUUUUUGGCGUGGAGUCUGUUUCCUACGACAAGGAGCCAAAUCGCAAUGUGGUUGCCACAGCGCACAAGGAGCGGUGCUGGCUCCCAGCCACUAGCAUCAUGGAGGUGCUGGCACGCGAAUCCGGGCAACGUCGCGUGCCCGUGCCCAGCAACAAUGCAUGGAGCCUCAAAAAGUAGCAGGCAACAAUUCAUUCGUUUAUCCUUGACAAUACACGAACACAUUUAGCAGAGUUUAUCAAAAGAGAGAGAGAGGGGCAGGGAGAUCUCUUUGUAAAUCUCUUAAAACUAGCCUGAACAUAAUUGAAAAAUUUCUAAAACGUUAGUUCAAAUAUUGUUGCAUGGACAAUGUUAAAGUAAAAGAAAGGUUGCAGGAUAUACCAAAUGAACAUAAAGGAAAAAGUGUGGAAAACAAUACUAAAACAAAAAAAACGGGCAAAAUUGGAAACUGUUAAUCAACUUUCAACUGUUUUAUGAUGAAUUUAUAUAAAGCUGAAUCCUUUGACUACGUUGCAAACAAUAAUAAACAAAAUAAGGAAGCGAUGUAAAAAAGGAAAUAUUUUAAAUGUGAGCUAAAGAAAACCUUGUGAAUACAAUGGAUUUCGACUGCAUUUUCUGUAAGUAUCGCAUAAAGAGGUUAUGUUAUUAAUACUAAUAAAAUUUGUGUUGUCGUAGUCUCACA